Messenger RNA from Eruca vesicaria subsp. sativa (arugula), 2702 nucleotides. The record is from the annotation of a GenBank genome assembly. NCBI's taxonomy places the organism in Eukaryota, Viridiplantae, Streptophyta, Magnoliopsida, Brassicales, Brassicaceae.
CCACGCUAAUUCAUUAUAAAAAGACAGUAUAACCACUCGGGAUCUCCCUGGCUAAUUACAACUUUUCUUACUCUUUGUUUUGGUUCUUAAGGAAAGAUGCACCCGAUCUUCGAUGCAAUCCGUCGAAAUGACAUUCCAACUUUUUUGGGUUUGGUGAAAGAGAGAGAGUCGUGGCUGAACAAGAGAACUAAGGAACAAGACAACAACACGGUGUUGCACAUGGCUGCAAAGCAUGGGCGUGAAGAACUCGUCUCCAAGAUUAUUGAGCUCAGACAUUCCCUCAUCUUUUCCGUUAAUGCAAACGGAGACACACCGUUGCAUCUCGCUGCUCUCCUUGGAGACGUAAACAUAGUUUGGACGUUGUUAGACUUUGGACGGAAAACUUGUUCCGCAAGGAACAACAACUACGAAACACCCCUCCAUUUAGCUUGCCGCAGCAUUUCCACGGAGACUGCCAUAUUGCUUGUGGAAAAAGCACAUUUUGUCUGCUUCGAUGAACUCAACUUCGCCAUAUCAAGUGGAUCCACAUAUGUUGCAAGGAUUAUAAUGGAGAAAUUCCCAGACCUAGCUAAGCAAUUAGCCUGGUCAGUGGGAGGCUCGCCAAUGACGCUAUUGCAUCAUGCGUGUGAUAGAGGAGACCCUGAACUGACAAGGAUAUUGUUAGGGCUCGAUCAGGGACUAGAAAAAGCUACUAACACCAACGGGUUAUCGCCUCUGCAUCUGGCCGUUCUAAGAGGUCCGGUUGUAAUCCUGGAAGAGUUCCUGGAAAAGGCUCCAUUGUCCUUCAGCUCUCUCACACCGUCCAAUGAGACAGUAUUUCAUCUCGCUGCUCGAAACAAAAACAUAGAUGCUUUUAUUUUCAUGGCAGAGAGUCUGGGCACUAACAGCCAAGAACUUCUGCAGCAAGUAGAUGUUAAUGGAAACACUGUCUUACAUAUCGCUGCCUCCAUGUCUUAUGGUGCUCCGCUGAUACGCUACAUUGUUGGUAAGAAGAUGGUAGAUAUCAACUAUAGAAACAAGAUGGGGUUUGCUGCUUUGCACCUUCUCCCUCAUGAAGCGGAAGACUUUGAGUUGUUAUCAACCUUGCUAAUGUUGGAUACCAAGCUGGAUUCUGAUCAGAGCAGUGAAGAACACGAUGACCACUCUAAUUCAUACAGUAAACGGUCUCAAGAAGGAAUUAAAUCUUUAGAUAUCUCCGGAACCUCAAAAGAGAACGAGGUAAUACGGUUGCUUAGGUUAAUAGAAACGAACACAUCAAAAAUAGCACAUAUAAAACAAAGCAAAAAAGGGGAAGUUGAAAGAGGUCGUAGAAGCUUGGAACGUGAGAUGCAUAUAGAAGCAUUACAAAAUGCAAGAAAUACGAUUGCGAUAGUGGCAGUCCUGAUUGCUUCAGUUUCUUAUGCUGGUGGGAUUAACCCUCCAGGGGGCGUCUACGAAGAUGGGCCUUGGAGAGGUAAAUCGAUGGUAGGCAAUACGACACCGUUUAAAGUCUUUGCAGUAUGCAACAACAUCGCACUCUUCACCUCGUUGUGCAUCGUUAUUCUUCUCGUUAGCAUUAUACCUUACAAGAGGAAACCCUUGAAGAGAUUACUGGUGGCCACGCACAGGAUGAUGUGGGUUUCUGUAGGAUUCAUGGCAACAGCUUAUGUUGCCGCGUCUUGGGUGACCAUACCACAUUUUCAUGAAACAAGAUGGUUAUUUCCGGCCAUUGUUUCCGUUGCUGGUGGAUCUUUGGUGGUACUCUUUUCUUAUCUUGGAGUUGAGACCAUCGGUCAUUGGUUUAAGAAGAUGAACCGUGUAGGAGAUAAACCUCCCAUUGCAAGUACCAGCCGAGAUCAUCCCAAUGUGCCUUCCUUUGCAAGGACUAACUCUGAUUUAGCCGCCUCGGAAGCGUCAGGCUAUUUCACCUAUUGAAUCUUGAGAAAAAGUUUCUCAGCUAUACGAAGUGUACUCUAAUAUGGUGAAAACCAUCCAAUCUAUGAAAAUGUGUCAACAAUUACACUAAGUUUAAUUGAUUAUAUGGUGGAAACAUCACAAUCAGGUUUAAUUGAUUUUAGUUUAAGUUAAUGGUUCAAUUUGUAAUUUAUUAAAGUUAACCCCAAUUCAUUAAAAUCAAUUAAGUUUAUUAAUAAAAUCAAUUCAUAAAAUCAAGUUUUUUAAUAAACUUAUUAACUUCAUUGGUGAGUCUCCUUGUGGAGAGCAAACAAACAUGAUACAAUGGCCUUAUCUUCUGCAGAAGCAAAGUACCGUGCUAUGUCUGAAGCAGUUAAAGAGUUGAAGUGGUUUAAAAUUGCUCGUUUCAUUUGGUCUUUUCUCAUACGUCUCCUAUUCUUCUUUGCUGUGAUAGCAAGUCUGUUAUAUACAUUGCAGCAAAUCCGGUAUUUCAUGAGCGCACAAAACAUAUCGAGAGAGACUGCCACCAUGUUAGAGAUGCGGUUAAAUCAAGGCUUAUCACUACAGAACAUGCUACAUCAAAGAAUCAGCUUGCCGACAUGCUUACAAAGUCACUUCCCCGACCUCUCUUUGAAGGUCUUCUGUCCAAAUUGGGAGUUUGGAACCUCACUUUUCCAACUUGAGGGACAGUAAUAAGAUAACUACUAGGAUAUUUUGAUAAGUCCUACUAUCAUUGAGAUAAUGGUGUAAUUACCUAAGUCCUAGGGGAUUAGGAUUCUCUUAUGGUUGUAUAUAAACAGGCGAUUGCC